Messenger RNA from Drosophila gunungcola (fruit fly), 1024 nucleotides. RefSeq lists its product as uncharacterized. Lineage: Eukaryota; Metazoa; Arthropoda; Insecta; Diptera; Drosophilidae. The coding region runs from base 532 to 981 and encodes 149 amino acids. The record is from RefSeq and is a predicted model, not a curated record. The transcript is spliced from 3 exons.
CAUAUGCGUAGUGGAGUGUCGUCCAGCGAAUUAGCUAAUUUCCAUGGAAAUGAGCUCAUAGCUGAUUCCCGAGGGAGGAGGAUAACUCCAUGCACGCGCUCAUACAGGGUACUCCAUUAUGCUACCUAUCAUUCAUUGUUUUUUUCCUGUUUAUCGACAUACUGGCAACAACAUUUUAGCCUAUCCAGAAAUCAAAGUUGACAAGCAUUGAGCUGGAUUUGGAAACCCCCCACCAUCCGCCACCACUCCGGCCAUCACCCACUUGUUUUAGCCGCGCUUCUGUUGUGGCCAACCGCUGAUAUGGCGACGGUCCCUCGGCAGCACGGUUCCGACUGGUUCAGGCUGGCUGACUAGCUGGCUAGUGGGGUCAGUUGUUCCGUGCCAGCCGUCGGGCGACAACAAUGACCACUGGACGCCGUCAACGUGACAGCAUUUAUCGAUUUUCGGCACCCCCAGUGGAGCGCUAGGAGCAGUCAAGGAAAAAUUCUAGCUCCGCCGCAGACCCAUUGGGUUCGGACCAACGGCCUUCACAUGAGCAUGCUGGGCUUUGUCUACUUGGUUCUCAUCCUGGGCUGGAUACUGAUCGUCCUGUUUCUCAAGUGCAAAAAGUCCUUGGCCGCUCCAUUUCGCUUUGGCGAAAACUACACAGAUGCCAUCGCCGAAACGGAUCGACGUCCCUCGGUGCAUGUGAUCCAGCUGCAACACGAUGAUGUGGAACGAGAAGAUCACUAUAUGAACAAUUUUCAUCGGAACACGGAGAAUCUGCAGCGCUACUCGCAUCGUUCGCAACGCUCCACGCUGGAGGAGCGGACCAUCGAGCGGACCUAUCCCACGGAUGCGGUGAUUAAUCCUGCCUACAUGCACGAUGAGGAUUAUGUGAUCAACGCCCCACCACCGUCAUACGAGGAGGUAAUGCGCCAGCCGCAGGUUUAUCCUCAGGUGCGCCACAACAACCAUAAGAUCAGCGAUGCCGACAUCUAGCCUGGAUAUCCCGAUUAUCAAAUUGUAUAUAUAUAUGCGUACU